Colletotrichum scovillei is the source of this 4282-nucleotide messenger RNA. Its product is annotated as copper-translocating P-type ATPase. Gene Ontology annotation, cellular component: membrane. The coding region runs from base 64 to 3843 and encodes 1259 amino acids. The transcript is spliced from 2 exons. Gene Ontology annotation, biological process: monoatomic cation transport. The record is from RefSeq and is a predicted model, not a curated record. Gene Ontology annotation, molecular function: ATP hydrolysis activity; ATP binding; ATPase-coupled monoatomic cation transmembrane transporter activity. NCBI's taxonomy places the organism in Eukaryota, Fungi, Ascomycota, Sordariomycetes, Glomerellales, Glomerellaceae.
CCCACAAUCGGGGGGAAGAAAAUCACAAGAGAAAUUGCGUAUUCACCUCCCAACACGUUUACAAUGGCCUGUGGAUCCGGUUGUUGCGGUCCUCCACAGGAACAGGCUGUCGCAAGAGACGGCACGGCUCCGGUCGCCUCGCCCCCAGAUGAGUUAGACUGCGACGACCCUGGUGUUGUCGACACCUGCUGCGAGGGCGGAGGAGACGAUUCAAAGGUUGUCUUCGAAACCAAGGGGGACGACGAAUGCAAAAUGACCGAUCAUGGAAGAGACAAGGACUCCGGAAACAGGGCCAUCUACCAGUGCUGCGCCGCGUCCAUUGACGGCAGCAUUGGUCCAGCACAAGCUGAGGACGAUUGUUGCGCUCCAGAGGUCAAUGUUGACGACUGUGUGAACGUUUGCUGCGGAUCUAACAACGAACACUUUACUGGAAUCAGCGCUAAAGACAACAACAUCGCCGAGCCUGCCAACAAGUCCGCAAACAUAUUUUCUGGCGUUGGAUGCCAGUCAGGACAAGACGACCUCGCCUUAAAGUCAAUUGUGGAGUCAAGCAAUACUUCUGAGUUCAAUCAGGACUCCUGUGCUCCGAAGCCCGAGGACUGCUCGCCAGGAUGUUGUAGCCCAGCCAAGGGCAAAAGAUCAAUCGACAGCCUUGAGACCACAUCAAAUGGAGCAAUCGCGGGCAGGGCAAUUUUGGUGACUGAAUCUGGUGGUGACGAAGCUAUUCAGAUCUGCUCUGAAGAUGGAAUAAAGGGCUGUUGCUCCUCUGGUCCUACAACUGACGUUUGUGGAGAGAAGACACCCAGCUGUUGUGAGGGCAAGACAUCCCCUUGCUGUGACUAUACUUGCAUCGAUCGCCUCGCUCUCCGCGAAUGCGCUGGGGGAAAGGAUUUAAAGCUUCGUCAAUCGUACCAAGCCUCCACUGACAACAUUUGCACCGGUGGCCAAGACGGGAAGGCGUGCCGAGGCCACUCCCGAAGUGUACGUGAGAUUUAUCAGUCAAAGCUCGAUGCCUUGGGCUGUAUCUGCCGUGCGCUUUUGGCUCUCGGUCAGGAAUCUUGCUGUGCUCCACGUGAGCGCUCCUCCACCGAAAGGAAGCGAUCUUUAAAGAAGUCCACGUCUUUUCAUCGCACUUCGGUUGACUCCUGUCGCGCUUCCGGGGUGGACAAAUCUGCUUCCCGUCAGACGGCAAGAAACUGCGGCAAAAAAACAACUCGCAGCUCAACUUCUGGCAUUAAAUUAAGUGCAUGUAAUGAUGGCUGCUGCUCGAAACCCAAGCAGAGCAUUGUUGAAUCAUGUGCCGACUCCUGUUGCGACCCGUCGCCGUCAAAACCUAUCAACCAGUCGCUGCCGCCUGAGUCGAAGGUUAUCAACGGGGAUCUUGAGCAAGGCCUGGUUGGAAAGGAACACGUCGUACUGAGCAUUUCUGGCAUGACUUGCACUGGAUGCGAAACCAAGCUCAAGCGAACUCUGGCCACGAUGAAUGCAGUCAGAAACCUGAAGACCAGCCUGGUAUUGGCUAGGGCUGAAUUCGACUUGCAGACUGGUGCCGGUUCGGUGGAUGAAGUCAUCAGACAUCUCGAACGAACCACUGAGUUCAAAUGCGAAAAGAUCACCACGCAGGGUGCUGCCAGUGUCGACAUCCUCUGCCCUGGCGAUCCCCGAGAUUUCAUUAAUAAGCCAUGGCCCAAUGGUGUCACGGACAUUCGCAUCAUAGACAAGGCCAGUGUUCAUGUAGAAUUUGACGCGAAGGUCGUUGGGGCCCGCGUUCUGGUCGAAACGGGCUGGGGAACGCCUCUUACAUUGGCGCCACUUCGAGCGGACCCUUCGUUGGAGGCCGGAAGCAAGCACAUUCGCAACAUGGGAUGGUUCACUUUGCUUUCAACUAUCCUGACCAUUCCCGUUCUCAUUAUGGCCUGGGCACCUCUUCCAAAGAGAGAAAUAGCUUAUGGCUCGGCAUCGCUGGCCUUGGCGACCAUUGUACAAGUCGCAAUUGCUGGGCCCUUCUAUCCAAAAGCUCUGAAGAGUCUGAUCUUUUCAAGAGUUAUUGAGAUGGAUCUGUUGAUUGUUCUAAGCACAAGUGCUGCAUACAUCUUCUCUGUUGUGUCAUUUGGGUUUCUUGUCUCUCGGAAGCCUGUUUCGACUGGAGAAUUUUUCGAAACGAGCACCCUUCUUGUGACGCUCAUCAUGGUUGGUCGGUAUGUGAGCGCUCUAGCGCGACAAAAAGCCGUCGAAUCUAUCUCAAUACGAUCCCUUCAGAUCUCAACGGCUCUGAUUGUAAACUCAGGUGGCGAAGAUGAGGAGAUUGACGCCCGCCUCCUUCAGUAUGGAGACAUUUUCAAGGUCGUCCCAGAUUCUCGAAUUCCUACCGAUGGGACGAUUAUCUCAGGUUCCUCGGAAAUUGAUGAGUCAAUGAUGACCGGAGAAUCAAGACGCAUCGAAAAGUCCACCGGAUCUUCGGUCAUUGCUGGCACUAUGAACGGCUCUGGCGCUCUUACCGUUCGUCUGACUAGGCUUCCAGGCAGUAACACCAUCAGUAAUAUCGCCGGAAUGGUCGACGAGGCUAAGCUUUCUAAGCCAAAGAUCCAGGACGUUGCUGACAGAGUCGCGUCAUAUUUCGUACCGGUAGUUGUGGCCAUCACUAUCAUAACUUUCUCGAUUUGGAUCGCUGUUGGUAUUGCGGUUCGCAAGCAGAGUGGCUCUGAAGCAACUAUCCAGGCAGUCAUGUACGCCAUCACCGUCCUCAUUGUAUCUUGCCCAUGCGCUAUAGGCCUCGCAGUACCCAUGGUCAUUUUAAUUGCCAGUGGUGUAGCUGCCGAAAAGGGUGUCGUCUUCAAAUCUGCGGACAGCAUUGAGCUUGCGUAUAAGACUUCGCACGUUGUCUUUGACAAAACCGGGACCCUUACAACUGGAAACCUCAGAGUUGCGCAUGAAGCAUACUUUACAGAAGAUCAAGAGACCAUCAGAUCGGUGCUUCUUGGCCUUGUUGGCACCAUUAAACACCCAGUCUCUGUUGCCAUUUUCACUCAUCUAGUGGCACACGUUGGUGCCCCUACGACUGUUACGGAUCUGAAGGCCAUAACAGGCAAGGGUGUGGAGGCGAAACUCGACGGAGUCACUCUUCGAGCUGGCAACUCGCGUUGGCUUGGUCUUUCUAACGACCCCAGAGUCCAAUCAGUUCUGUCCAAGAGCUAUACAGCCUUCUGUUUCACUGUGGACAACUCCUUGGUUGCCGUCUUUGGCCUCGAAGACUCUAUCCGCACAGAUGCUCUCGAGACAAUCUCCAAUCUACAGGCUUCCGGAAUUUCUGUUCACAUCCUCUCCGGAGACGAUGAUGGUGCCGUUCGAACAGUGGCUUCACGAUUGAGAAUCCCUGAUCUCAAUGUUCGUUCCCGAUGCACCCCCGGAGACAAGCAAGAGUAUAUCCAGAACCUACUGUCUCAACCUUUGUUAGACGCCGGCCGAGUCAGAGCGAAGAAUGCGAAAGAGCCCGUCGUCAUCUUCUGUGGCGAUGGUACUAACGACGCAGUUGCACUGGCCCAGGCCACCAUUGGCGUGCACAUGAGCGAGGGAACAGACGUCGCAAAGUCCGCCGCGGACGUAGUUCUCAUGCAUCCGAGCCUUGCAGGGAUUCUCACCAUCAUUGCCAUUAGCAAGAAAGCUAUCCACAGGAUCGCCUUCAACUUUGGCUGGAGCUUCGUAUACAACUUGUUUGCCAUUCUCCUAGGCGCUGGCGCGUUUGUCAACGCCAGGAUUCCGCCCGAAUUUGCGGGCCUGGGUGAACUAGUCAGUGUUCUUCCAGUCAUCGCCGCCGCGGUACUUUUGCGAUGGACCGCCAUCUAGCCGUCUAUCGUUACAUGCUGGACCAAUGUGGGCGAUGCGCUCCGGGGAGGACGCGUGAUGCUGAUGGGCGGGCGCUUGAGGAUGUGCGUCGGGGCAUAUUCAACAUCUGCCACAAGAAUAGUCUCUCUUUGCUUUUGGAUGCUUGGAAUUUCUGUUUCAUUGGUUCGUGAUUUCUUGGUAUCGCAAAGUGUUGCCACUACCGGUUCGAGGAUCGAGUCAACUGCUCUCUUUCGCAUUCGUCUGCAAGCACGCGUGUAUCGUGCCCUUCUUCGCUAACCUCUGGCCAAGGAGUUGUAGAGGCACGGCUCCGUGUGCCCCAUCGCAGUCUCAGCUCUCAGAUCUCACUUUCAACUGACAUGAUCUAUGUGUAAGCUACUUGCACAACAAGUGUGGGCCAGGGGGGGUACCAUAUCCGCUCUCCUUAGAUCGUUGGCGAUUC